AUGAGCUCCUCCGCCAACUCACCUAUUACUCCCCACCAGCCCGCAAAGGAAACCCGGAAACUGGCUUGCCGCCUUUGUCAGAAGCGCAAAAAGAAGUGCAACCGGAAAAGCCCAUGCUCAAUGUGCAUCAAGCUCAAGGUCGUUUGUCAGCCAAGCGCACCCGCCGCUCCGCGAAAAAGAAGGCAAUCAACAAAGGAUCUGUUUGCCCGCCUGGCCUGGUGCGAGGAGCAGCUGCGGCGAAACCUCGAGUGCCGGCAGUGUCUCGAGUGCAGUAAUACGUCGUCGUCGGCGGCGGAAAGCUCGACGGCGGAAAUUGCAAAGAGGCUUUCAGAGAUCAAAUCUGAUCCGAGCAUAUCGUCUGCGUCUGUCUCUUAUUCUCCUUCCUCUUCAUUAUCUCCACAUUCAACAUUAUCACCGCCAUCAUCAUCUUCUUCAUGA
Molecule: messenger RNA, 438 nt
Organism: Trichoderma citrinoviride
Lineage: Eukaryota; Fungi; Ascomycota; Sordariomycetes; Hypocreales; Hypocreaceae
Exons: 2
Coding region: 1-438 (145 amino acids)
Biological process (GO): regulation of DNA-templated transcription
Molecular function (GO): DNA-binding transcription factor activity, RNA polymerase II-specific; zinc ion binding
Source: RefSeq, a predicted model, not a curated record